AUGGUUGGCCAUGUCCAGGGUGGCUCCACCUGUCUGGCCUGUGGCAACUCCCACUCAGGUGGAAUCCUGGCCUGCAACAAGCUUGAAGUGCUCAAGAAACCUGGCGUCAUUCUCGCGGUCAUGAAGAAAGCCCAGAACACUCAUGACAAAUUCUUCGACCUCAGGCCGCCGGAUUCGAGGCUGAAGGCAUCGAACUCCUUAAAUCCGAAACCUCGAACACCUACCUCCAAGCGUGGAGUCCAGUCCAUACGGGAUUCUGAAAGCGAGACGAGGAAACACCUUUACAGCAUACUCAAGUCUCAGGUUUCCACUGAGAACAGGCCCCAUCAGUCAGAAGCCAGCAAUACGGAACUUGAAAAUGACCGCGAAAAACUCUUCGACUACAAGGUGACGGCUCUCGAAUCUGAGGGCAUUGAAUAUGCACGCGCUCUCAAGAGAAAGGCAGACGAACACGAGCUAGUAACACCUUACUUGAGAAACAGCUUCGCCAUGUACGCCGCUCUGGAGGCGACCACUCUAAACCAUUCUUGA
Messenger RNA from Mytilinidion resinicola, 531 nucleotides. RefSeq lists its product as uncharacterized. The record is from RefSeq and is a predicted model, not a curated record. NCBI's taxonomy places the organism in Eukaryota, Fungi, Ascomycota, Dothideomycetes, Mytilinidiales, Mytilinidiaceae. The coding region runs from base 1 to 531 and encodes 176 amino acids. The transcript has 2 exons.